Molecule: messenger RNA, 5199 nt
Organism: Tympanuchus pallidicinctus (lesser prairie-chicken)
Lineage: Eukaryota; Metazoa; Chordata; Aves; Galliformes; Phasianidae
Gene: DDX46
Product: DEAD-box helicase 46
Exons: 23
Coding region: 114-3245 (1043 amino acids)
Molecular function (GO): RNA binding; RNA helicase activity; ATP binding
Source: RefSeq, a predicted model, not a curated record
GAAGUGCCGCGGGCCGCUUCCCGCCGCGCUGCCGCCGCGCUUCGUCGUUCCGGGUGCUGGGGCUCCGGAUGGCCGCCGCCUCGUAGCGCGGGGCUCGCACCGCCAUCGCCGCCAUGGGCCGGGAGUCCAGGCAUUAUCGGAAGCGCUCUGCCUCGAGGGGCCGCUCUGGGAGCCGCUCCAGAAGUCGUUCUCCAUCUGACAAAAGGAAACGGGAGGACAGGCGCUCCAGGAGCAGAGAUCGGGAUCGCAGACGGGAGCGGUCGCGCAGCAGGGACAAGAGGAGAUCCCGUUCACGUGACAGGAAGCGCCAGAGACGUUCGAGGAGUAGAGAAAGGGAACGGAGUCGGGAGAGAAGAAGAUCGCGGAGCCGAGAGAGAAGGCGCUCCAGGAGCAGAAGUAGAGGCAGACGGUCUCGAUCCCCCAGUCCGAGCAAGAACAGGAAGACAGAAAACAGAUCAAGAUCUAAAGAAAGGACAGAAGGUGUGGAAGUUUCUAAAGAAAAGAAAAAAGAGAAAGAUGACAAGGAAGAAGAGAAAGAUAAAGAUACCAGUGCAUCUACUGUGGCCACUGAGAACUUUGAUCAGAACAAACUAGAAGAAGAAAUGAGAAAACGAAAAGAAAGAGUGGAGAAGUGGAGGGAAGAGCAACGCAAGAAGGCGAUGGAGAACAUUGGGGAACUGAAAAAAGAAAUCGAGGAGAUGAAACAGGGAAAAAAAUGGAGCUUGGAAGAUGAUGACGAUGACGAUGAGGAAACUGCAGAAGGAGAAAAGGAAGGCAAUGAGGUUGAAGAUGAAGAGUUAGAUCCUUUGGAUGCUUAUAUGGAAGAAGUAAAAGAAGAGGUCAAGAAGUUCAAUAUGAGAAGUGUGAAGGGUGGAGGUGGGAGUGAAAAGAAAUCUGGACCAACUGUUACCAAAGUAGUAACUGUGGUGACAACCAAAAAGGCAGUUGUAGAGACAGAGAAGAAGAAAGGGGAACUCAUGGAGAAUGACCAAGAUGCAAUGGAGUAUUCUUCAGAAGAAGAGGAAGUUGAUCUUCAGACUGCCCUAACUGGCUAUCAGACCAAGCAGAGAAAGCUGCUAGAACCAGUGGAUCAUGGAAAAAUAGAAUAUGAGCCCUUCAGGAAAAACUUCUAUGUUGAAGUACCUGAACUAGCUAAAAUGACACAAGAAGAGGUGAAUGUGUACCGACUGGAGAUGGAGGGAAUAACAGUCAAGGGAAAAGGCUGCCCCAAACCAAUAAAAACCUGGGUACAGUGUGGAAUUUCCAUGAAGAUUCUUACUGCUCUCAAAAAACACGGCUAUGAGAAACCCACACCCAUUCAGAGCCAAGCUAUCCCAGCAAUUAUGAAUGGUCGCGACUUGAUUGGCAUUGCUAAAACAGGAAGUGGAAAAACCAUUGCAUUUCUGUUGCCCAUGUUCAGACAUAUUAUGGAUCAGAGAGCUUUAGAAGAAGGAGAAGGUCCCAUAGCUGUCAUUAUGACACCUACUCGUGAGCUGGCCUUGCAGAUUACCAAGGAGUGUAAGAAGUUCUCAAAGACCCUUGGACUUCGAGUUGUUUGUGUGUAUGGAGGAACAGGGAUUAGUGAACAGAUAGCUGAACUCAAAAGAGGUGCUGAAAUUAUUGUUUGCACACCUGGACGUAUGAUUGACAUGUUAGCAGCCAACAAUGGUCGGGUGACCAAUCUCCGCAGAGUCACCUACGUUGUCCUUGAUGAAGCAGACAGAAUGUUUGACAUGGGUUUUGAGCCUCAGGUCAUGCGCAUUGUAGACAACGUCAGGCCUGACCGUCAGACUGUCAUGUUCUCUGCUACUUUUCCCAGAGCUAUGGAGGCGUUGGCUCGGAGAAUCCUAAGUAAACCCAUAGAAGUGCAGGUUGGAGGCAGAAGUGUUGUCUGUUCUGAUGUGGAGCAGCACGUUAUUGUGAUUGAAGAGGAGAAUAAGUUCUUAAAGCUACUAGAGCUACUGGGACAUUAUCAGGAGAAAGGAUCAGUUAUCAUAUUUGUGGACAAACAAGAACACGCUGAUGGGUUGUUGAAAGAUUUAAUGAGAGCUUCUUAUCCCUGCUUGUCUCUUCAUGGAGGCAUCGAUCAGUACGACAGGGACAGCAUAAUCAAUGAUUUCAAGAAUGGAACGUGCAAACUUCUGGUGGCCACAUCUGUAGCAGCAAGGGGUUUGGAUGUAAAACAGUUGAUGCUGGUGGUCAACUAUAGUUGUCCCAACCAUUAUGAAGAUUAUGUGCACCGAGCAGGCCGGACUGGACGAGCUGGUAAUAAAGGAUUUGCAUAUACGUUCAUUACUGAGGAUCAGGCACGGUAUGCUGGUGAUAUCAUCAAGGCUUUGGAAUUAUCUGGGAAUCCAAUUCCUGCUGAUUUAGAGAAGCUCUGGGCUGACUUCAAAGAACAACAGAAGGCUGAGGGAAAGCUGAUUAAAAAGAGCAGUGGGUUCUCUGGCAAAGGCUUUAAGUUCGAUGAAACAGAACAGGCCUUGGCUAAUGAGAGAAAGAAGCUACAGAAAGCAGCUCUUGGCUUGCAAGAUUCAGAUGAUGAAGAUACAGCUGUUGAUAUUGAUGAACAAAUUGAAAGCAUGUUCAAUUCAAAGAAAAGAGUAAAAGACAUGGGAACACCAGGAUCAUCCAACGCUCCUACGCCAUCCGCUGGUAAUGCAGAAAAACUGGAGAUUGCUAAAAGAUUGGCUUUGAGAAUCAAUGCCCAGAAGAAUCUCGGAGCAGAGGCACAAGUAUUUGUCCCCUUCCAUUUUAAGGACGUGAUGCAGCAGGCUACAAAUGCUAUCCUUAGAGGAGGCACAAUUCAAGCUCCUACAGUAUCUGCUAAGACCAUUGCAGAGCAAUUGGCUGAAAAAAUCAAUGCUAAGCUGAAUUAUGUACCUAUAGAGAAGCAGGAGGAAGAGAAACAGGAUGGUGGACAGAAUGAAUCUUUUAAGAGAUAUGAAGAAGAAUUAGAGAUCAAUGACUUCCCACAGACUGCCAGAUGGAAAGUCACCUCCAAAGAAGCGCUACAGAGAAUCAGUGAAUAUUCUGAAGCUGCUAUUACAAUCAGAGGAACUUAUUUCCCUCCAGGCAAGGAACCCAAGGAAGGAGAGCGAAAGAUUUAUUUGGCUAUAGAGAGUGCCAAUGAACUGGCUGUACAGAAAGCAAAGGCAGAAAUCACACGACUUAUAAAAGAGGAGCUUAUUAGAUUGCAAAAUUCAUACCAACCAACCAACAAAGGAAGAUACAAAGUUCUAUGAGUGCUUGGAGCAAUCUGUCUGCUGGUGGCUGGUGUGUGAGACUUCGUGGCUUCUGUUGUUUUGCUGUUUACACUGCUUAUUGUAAAUUAAGAUUUUUUUUGUUUAUUUUGUCUUGCAGACAUUUUUUAACAGGAAAUUGAUAUUUGCUGAGACAUCUUAAUUCUUUCCACUAAAGUUAGCAGUCUUAAAGCAGACCAGUUUUGGCGAAGCAUGACUUAAUUUAAAAGUGCAGUUUAUAUACUUCACACCAUAAAGGAUAUAAAAUAAAAUGAUUUUAAUUUUCCUGACAGGCUGUACUGUUAAGUAAAUUAAACAGCGUUGGGAUUUGUGUUGGAAAUUGUUAGAAUGUACCUGCUUCAUGCUGUGGGGAGGAUUCACACCAUAUCAGUUUAUACUGGAAUAACGAUAAAACACCAAAAUAAAGGUGGGAUUUUUUCCUGGUUGAUCCAUAGCAUCUCUCUGGCUGGUUCCACACACAGAAAUUCCCUGUACAAAUAUCCAUCGAAUGUCAGAGAGAGUUUUUUAUCCAGAAAUACUUGAGGUCUAGUUUUAAAAUCUUCUCAUCCUUUUGUCUCCCAUUUUGUCCCUAUGAUCCAGGUAACAGAAUAACUCUUUGGUGUUCUUUUUUUCUUUUCUCUUUUUUCUUUUUUUUUGUAAAGUGAAAUGUUUUGUAGUAUGAAAAUAGUUUCCAUGGUUUUUUUCUAAACAUCAGAAUUUUAGGAUUUUAUUUUUUUUCUCAUUCUCUGACAUAAGAAUGAAAGCCUGUUUCAUUUGAAAAGAAAUACUUGGAGAGAGGAAGAAAAAAGAGAGAAGCCUCUUUUGUGACGAAUAUAUGGCAUUUUUUACAGUGUUCUUAUAUAUACAUUUAAUGUGAUUGUCCUCAGGUUGUCUUUAUUACUGUUAGGACAUGGCUUUAAGUAAAAAUUGAUAACAAUAUUUAAGAAUUGGACCCACAGAUUUGGACUAUCAUUGCAGUCAGUCUGCUACCACAUCACUGGGACAGGCAAGACCUUUGGGGUUUUUUUGAGGUCUCAUCCACAUAAUCAUUAGUAUUUGUGAUGAAUUCCUUACUCGAAUCGUUCAGCUCUCCUGACUCUACUUAUUUGCAGCGUAAACAGCAGUAAUUGAACCACCUUGUUCUGGCAGCUGCACGACUUUGGAGAUGAUGGCUUUCAAAAGGACUUUUGUAGAAAGCUUUUCUUAGCUGACACUGAGAAGAAAUGUGUCGUUUUAAAGUAGCUGUGUAUAUACUGCUCUAACUCUGGUGAAGACAGAUCGUACAAUCUGCAUCAUAGCUGUAUAAAUUUACAUCUGGUUUCCAAUCUUCAGGUAAUUUAAAUGGCCAUUUCCAUUUGCUUACAAUUGUCUGUUAUUCUCAUGAUUGUGUCUUACUUUCAGUACAGGAAAGGGAAGUAAUGAUGAUAUUAACAGCAUACAUUCAGUAUAAAAGCACCCAUGAUGUAACACUUGCCGAUGUUAAUCCAGUAAAUCCUUGGGGAGAACAAAGAGAAGCACACAGUAAAGCAUUUAAAAAUUUAGAACAGAAAUCUCAAGCUAAAAAUUUAUGGUUUCCUUUAAAUACAUCAGGUUUGUUUCUGUUAAAAAGUGGGUGUUGGUGUGUUUCAUACAACCCUGUGCAGUUGUUUCACCUUCUGACACUGUCCUCCGAGAAGAGUAACAGAUUUUGAUGUAUUUCAUGAAGAGCACUUUCAAGUUUGGACAGUCGGACAUUCCUUUAAAAAUCUUGUUUCAAAAUGUUCAGAUAUAUAUUGGUAUCUCCUAAAAACAAACAGAAGGGCAUGAAGGAAACAUUCUCGUGACUUCCAGCUUUGCUCUGUUGGAUUUCAGAGCUGAAACAAUGUCUAGUCUUUAAACUUCCUGGGGUUUUUAAAUGCAAUGUCAAUAUUCCUAUGUUUUUUAAAUUACAGCAAAAAUAAAAAAUAAUUUCAAUGUA